UUUACCACUAAUUAUGACCUGAGGAAAAAAAAAAAAGAAAGGAGUGCGUUCAUGGAAACCGGGAAGGAGGUGUGGCAGUUUAGUCAGUUGUAUAAAAGGGCUGCAUCUGUUGUGCUGUUUGAGCUGGGGUGCAAGGUUCAACCAACAUGCAGGUCAAAAUGAGGAGUCUGCCUUGCUGUGGCGUGCUCAUAUUCACACUUCUGAUGAGCUGUUCAGUCCAAGCCGAGCAAAAGAAGAAAGCUGCUAAAUCUCAAGGUACAGACUGCUCACAGAUUAAGACUCGUUCUCCAAGGGCCACCAGUGGAGUUUAUCAAAUCAAGCCUGCAGGAUUUAAAAGCAGCUUCAAGGUGUACUGUGAGAUGAAUUCAGAUGGAGGCUGGACGGUGUUUCAGAGGCGAACUGGAGGCUCUGUUUCCUUCAAUAAAAAAUGGGCCGCAUAUAAGAAUGGAUUUGGAAACCAAACAGGUGAUCACUGGCUGGGUCUCAAGAAGGUCUUUGCACUGACAAAGAAAAAAUCAAAUAACUGGAUCUUGAGAGUGGAUCUGUGGGAUCAUGAAGGCGGCACUGCUGUUGCUGAAUACAAGGACUUCAGACUGGGAAAUGAAAAAACAGCUUUUAAACUCCAUGUUGGGAAAUACAGUGGAAAUGCAGGUGACGCCGUCCGUGGGGCCUAUGAGGGCAUCGACCAAAAUGGCUUCGGCUUCAGCACCAUCGACCGCGACAAUGACGGCUGCUCCCCGUGCAUCUUCGGUGACAUCGCUGAAUCAAAGUGUUCCCUCUCAGAGGGAGGUGGUUGGUGGUACAGCAGGUGUGGCUCUGCCAGUCUGAACGGUGAUUGGCAUCCUUCUGGAAAUCACAUUGGCUGGGCCUCAGGUCUGCACUGGCUCACCUGGAAAGGGCCCGCCCCUUAUUCAGCCAAAGCCACGAGGAUGAUGAUAAAGUGUAUGUGAGAUAGAAGCAAAGACCAUGCAAAGUUCAAACCAGGGGCUUACAUACAUUGCACAAAAGACAACUUUUUCUCUCCUAACAUCUCAAGUUGAAACUAAACUUUUCCUGUUUUAGAUCAGUUUUUUUGUAAGAUCAUUUGUUUUGUUAAAUAAUGGAGUACGACUUAGAACAGUUUAAGAUCUGUUUAAAAUCAGAAGCCACUUCUACAAAUUGACUUUUUUGUCUUUUUGAGC
Molecule: messenger RNA, 1181 nt
Organism: Cyprinodon tularosa
Lineage: Eukaryota; Metazoa; Chordata; Actinopteri; Cyprinodontiformes; Cyprinodontidae
Product: angiopoietin-related protein 5-like
Exons: 7
Coding region: 147-950 (267 amino acids)
Biological process (GO): angiogenesis; Tie signaling pathway
Molecular function (GO): receptor tyrosine kinase binding
Source: RefSeq, a predicted model, not a curated record